CCACGUCGACGAGCGUCGUUGUCAGUAGCAACCACUGCAGCAGCGCUCGCACUGUGUUGUUAGCUGUUAUGCUAGCAGGCCAGCAGUUGAAAACACCGCAGCGACGUUGAGACUCGGAUUAUUGACGCUGUGACCAGGUUCACGGGAGAAACAAUGGAUUCCCAGUCGCUGUACUUUUCCCUGGAACUCGUCGCCGGAAGUGGGGACACUCUGAAUGUCGAGCAAAGAACCGCCCUGCACACUUCCUUGUUGAUUCUGCAGAAAAACCACAAGUUCCAGCGAGUUGUGCUCUGGGGCAAAGUGCUUGGGUUGAAGGGGGAUUAUUUUAUUGCACAGGGGAGAGGAGAGGAUGAGAUGAAGGACAGGAAGAAUCUGUAUAGCUUGAACUGUGUGGACUGGUUCCUGCUGCCCCCUGCCACAGACCCUUUAAUCGACCAAGUGUCCAGAGCUGCCAAGGGUGGCUUCACAGGAGACCCCUCACAUGUGUAUGAGCAUCGGGAGAUCCACAGGCGAGGAGGAGGAGAUGAAGAGGAGGAGGUAGUGACCAAAGUGAAUGAGGAGAGCAGGCUGGCAGUGACGGUUCAUCACAUCGAUGAGGAAGUGUCUGUGGUACCACGAGGUGCGUUCAUCAAGAGUCCGCACGGCCUUGUCCAGAUCAACCGCAGCUUUAGCGGUCUGUCUCACUCUGAGGCAGGAAAGCUCGACAGUUUCCUACACUUCAGCGAACCAAAGAAUCUGAAGAAGAAAAGCAUCCUGGAGACAAGUCAACUCAACCCAGCUAUUGACUUCCUGGAUGUGCUGAGUGAUGACAUUCCUAAAGGAUCAUGGAGCCUCCAGUUUGAAAGUGGCAGCAAAGUGUGCGUUCUUCGCAGCCUGUUGUGGCUCGGCCUGACCUUCUACCACGUGCCAAUGACGCCACAGCACGGAUACAUCUACAUUGGUAAUGGGGCCAAGAAUUUGGACCUUCCCUUCAUGCUGUAAAGAAACACUUAAAAACGUAUUUCAAGCUGUAGUUUUCCAUACAGCUCUUCAAAACCAAAGUCUCUUCUUUGAAACAUAUUGCACAACUGUUUGCCUUCUCUUAAAAUGAAUAAACUGUUCAGUUAUGCACUUUG
Paralichthys olivaceus (Japanese flounder) is the source of this 1115-nucleotide messenger RNA. It is a transcript of the gene rsph9, whose product is annotated as radial spoke head component 9. Lineage: Eukaryota; Metazoa; Chordata; Actinopteri; Pleuronectiformes; Paralichthyidae. Gene Ontology annotation, cellular component: axoneme; radial spoke. The record is from RefSeq and is a predicted model, not a curated record. Gene Ontology annotation, biological process: cilium movement involved in cell motility; motile cilium assembly; axoneme assembly.